Entelurus aequoreus (snake pipefish) is the source of this 2562-nucleotide messenger RNA. RefSeq names its product thyroid peroxidase (gene tpo). Gene Ontology annotation, molecular function: peroxidase activity; heme binding. The record is from RefSeq and is a predicted model, not a curated record. The transcript is spliced from 12 exons. NCBI's taxonomy places the organism in Eukaryota, Metazoa, Chordata, Actinopteri, Syngnathiformes, Syngnathidae. Gene Ontology annotation, biological process: response to oxidative stress. The coding region runs from base 1 to 2214 and encodes 737 amino acids.
AUGCUCGAUGAAAGUGCCUUUCUGAAACGACAAAGACGAAGUUCACCCUUGUCGGCCACCCAUGGCUUGACAUUCCGUCGUCAAACCGAGACAGAGACCUUGGAAAUCGGACACGCUGCUGAGGUUUUUCAAUCAACAGUGCAAGUCUUUAAGGAAAAAGUGAAGCAGAGGUUUAAAAGGGAUAUUACAGAAGAAGGUUUGCUUUCAUGGGAGCAUGUGGAACUUAUUGCAGAGCUGUCAGGAUGUCCACCUUUAACAUAUCCAGGUCUUUGUCAGCACAGACACAUCAGCAAGUACCGCUCCAUAUCUGGCAUCUGCAACAACAGGUUCAAUCCUCUCUGGGGAGCAGCCAACACUGCCUUGCGCCGAUGGCUUCCAGCUCAGUACGAAGAUCAAGUACAACAACCCAAAGGGUGGAACAGAGGAUAUCUCUAUAAUGAAUUUCAGCUUCCCACGGCAUGGGAAGUCAGCAAGACCAUAAUGAAAAGCUCGUUUACGUCUAAAGACGAUGCCUACUCUCAUAUGCUGGUGGAAUGGGGCCAGUAUAUCGACCAUGACAUGACCUUUACCCCUCAAAGCCCUGGAAACCUAAAAUUUUCACCUGAAGCUGACUGCGUGAGCACAUGUAAGAAUGUGCCUCCUUGCUUUCCCAUCCAGACGGAUGGUAAGGUCUCAGGUACAAAAAGCUGCAUGCCUUUCAAACGCUCUUUGCCAGCUUGUUUCACCAGCUUUGGGAAUGACAUGUGUCAAGCCCUGCAACAACAACAGAUGAAUGCAAUCACAUCCUUCAUUGAUGCUUCCUCUGUGUAUGGCUCCAGUCCAAAAGUCAACAACUUUCUCAGAGAUCUUUCCAGACGUGAGGGGAAACUGAAAGUUAAUAAGUACUUUAGGGACAUUAAAGGAAGACCAUUCCUCCCUUUCCAAGAGUCUAAGUCAUCAGACUGCCUCCAUGUUGUUGGUGAACAAAGAGUGGCGUGUUUCAGUGCUGGAGACAGUCGAGUCAACGAGGGCUUACCUUUGACUUGUUUGCAUACGCUGUGGCUGAGGCAACACAAUCAAAUUGCGGCGACACUUAAGAGUCUCAAUAGUCACUGGAACCCAGAGAUGAUAUAUCAAGAAACGCGCAAGAUAAUUGGGGCUCUGCACCAGAUCAUAACUAUGAGAGAUUACCUUCCAAAAAUAAUUGGCGCAGAGUUUUUUCAGAACCACAUUGGACCCUACAAAGGAUAUGACCCAAGUGUGGACGCAUCUGCCUCAAAUGUUUUUGCUACUGCUGCAUUCCGAUUUGGCCAUGGGACCAUCCCCUCUGUCAUUAGAAGACUCAAUGAGCUGUACCUGGAACAUGACCACUUUCCAAACUUGGUGCUGCACAGUACUUUCUUCAGUCCAUGGAGAAUACUCAAUGAAGGUGGAAUUGAACCAAUCCUGAGAGGCACACUUGGAACAGAAGCAGUAGCAAACACAGCAAACAGUCUGGUGCAAGAGGAGUUGACAGAGAGGCUGGUUGUUCUAAAUAUUCCACAGCCCAUGGACCUGGCUUCACUGAACUUGCAGAGAGGACGAGACCAUGGUCUCCCAGGAUAUAAUGAUUGGAGAGAGUUUUGUGGACUCAAGCGCAUUCAGACACUUGAAGGCUUUACACAUUUUGUAAUAAAUGGGAGUGUUGCUGGAAAGAUACUUCAAAUCUACAAACACCCGAACAACAUAGACGUGUGGCUGGGGGGGCUGGUUGAGAUUUUUCUACCAGGUGCAAGAGUUGGUCCUGUCUUUGCAUGCCUGAUUGGAAAGCAGAUGAAGGCACUUCGUGAUGGCGACAGAUUUUGGUGGGAGGCAGAAGGUAUGUUUAACCAACAGCAGCGGGACGAGCUUCUGAAGUUUUCGCUGUCGAAGAUCAUCUGUGACAAUAGUGACAUCAUUGAAGUCCCUCCCGAUGCUUUCAAAUUUGAGAAGUACCCUUCAGGUUAUGUCUCAUGUCAUGAUUUACCAGCAAUUAACCUGGAGGGGUGGAGAGAGGAAAAUAGUAAAGAUUUAAAAAGCUGUGGCUGGCCAGGACAGAUCAAGCAUGGGGAUUACGUGCUGUCCUCGAUACCUGGAAAACUGCUGGCUCUGUACUCCUGUCAUCAUGGCUUUGAAUUGACUGGUGCUGCUGUAAUUUUUUGUGAAGGACAUCAGUGGAGCAAUCAACCCCCACAAUGUGAUGGUAAUCCUCAGUAAAGCGGAGCCAAUGAAGAAGAUGUUGAACAUGUUGCACUCUUCUUUAAUUUAAACCAACUGAAUGUAUUCUGCAUUAUUGGGUUUGAGUAAUUUUAUUUGAAAGCUGUUUUCCUGAAGGAUUACAUUUCCAGGCAGAGAAGACACCUGAUUGGGUCUACAGUAGAGUGAGAGUGAGUGUUGUAUUGCAUUUUUGAAGAAUAAAAUGAAAAACAGAACUGUAUUUAUAUGUAUUCCAUUACAAUUAAAAUGUUUUAAAAAUACACAACCGUUCAAAAGUUUGGGGUCACCCAAACAAUUUUGUGGAAUAGCCUUCAUUUCUAAGAACAAGAAUAGACUGUCGAGUUUCAG